Protopterus annectens (West African lungfish) is the source of this 3430-nucleotide messenger RNA. RefSeq names its product HHIP like 2 (gene HHIPL2). Bases 39 to 2786 code for a protein of 915 amino acids. Lineage: Eukaryota; Metazoa; Chordata; Ceratodontiformes; Protopteridae. The record is from RefSeq and is a predicted model, not a curated record. The transcript has 9 exons.
CCCUCAGCAAACAUCUCUAAGAGCUGCGAAGCCAGACCAUGUGGUUAGACUAUAUUCUGCAUAAUUACUUCCUAUUCCAUUAUGCUGACCUCAAGUGCAAGAAUGGAGUCAAGAGGUCAGCAACGGUGGCAACAGGAGGACGCUCCAGAAGCUGCAGAACUCUGUGCAUAGUAAUCCUAGUGCAGCAAUGCAUUGCAUUAUUCAUUUUUAAAGUAGGAUUUACGCUUGCACAUCCCCAGUGUUUGGAUUACAGACCCCCCUUUCAGCCAGCCCAUCACCUGGAAUUUUGCUCUCAAUAUGAAACUUUCGGCUGCUGCGACCAGGGUACUGACAACAGCAUUGCUGAGCGAUAUUGGGACAUCAUGGACUACCUUGACCUGCAAGGGCAUGAACUUUGUGGAGGAUUCAUCAAGGACAUUCUUUGUCAGGAAUGCUCACCAUAUGCUGCACACCUGUAUGAUGCAGAAGACCCAACAACACCAUUAAGAACCCUGCCUGGGCUUUGUCUAAACUACUGCACUGAGUUCCAUGUGAAAUGCAGUUCUGUGAUCAGUUUUCUGACUGAAGAUAAGCACAUCCAAGAUUCUUGUGAGAAAGACCGAACCCAGUUCUGCAAUAUAUUGCAGCUGCCAGAUCAAGACUAUUGUUACCCCUUUGUUCUGCAGAAUACAAAGCUCAGUGGUAGCCUUGGAUCCAUAGUGGAGGAUCGCACUGGCUGCUUGCAGUUGUGCCUCACUGAAAUCGCAAAUGGACUGCGCAACCCAGUGUUGAUGUUGCAUGCCAACGAUGAAACUCAUCGCAUGUUUGUGGCUGAACAGCUGGGAUUUAUUUGGGUUUACCUCCGUGAUGGGAGCCGACUUGAAGAACCAUUUUUAGACAUCAGUGGUGAAGUGUUAACAACGCCUUCAGAAGGCGAUGAGCGAGGAUUUUUAGGCAUGGCUUUUCAUCCUCAGUACAAGAGAAAUGGGAGAUUUUUUGUAUAUUACUCCAUUUUGCUUGUAAAUGGCACUGAAAUGAUCAGAAUAAGUGAAUUUAAAGUAUCACCCUUUGAUAUGAACAAGGCAGAUGUAAAUUCAGAAAGGAAGUUACUUGAGGUUGUAGAACCUGCUGCAAAUCAUAAUGGAGGACAGCUGUUAUUUGGCCUUGAUGGUUAUCUGUACAUCUUCAUCGGGGAUGGAGGAAAAGCUGGGGACCCUGAAGGAAAAUUUGGAUAUGCUCAAAACAAGAGUAUAUUACUAGGGAAGGUUUUACGAAUUGAUGUGGACAGUGUUGCUGAGAAUGGACUGCCCUACAGAAUUCCACCUGAUAAUCCCUUUGUAUCAGAUCACGGUGCUUGCCCAGAGAUCUACGCUUUUGGAAUCCGAAAUAUAUGGCGCUGUUCUGUAGACCAAGGGGACCCAGUAACACAAUAUGGCAAGGGACGAAUAUUUUGUGGUGAUGUUGGACAAAACAGAUUUGAAGAAAUUGACAUAAUUGUAAAAGGAGGAAACUAUGGCUGGAGAGCUAAAGAGGGAUUUGAGUGCUUUGAUAUCAAACUUUGUCACAAUAAUACUUUAGAUGACAUCCUUCCAAUUUAUGCAUACAGCCAUCAUAUUGGAAAGUCAGUCACUGGAGGCUAUAUCUACCGGGGAUGUGAAUCUCCAAACUUAAAUGGCCUAUAUAUUUUUGGUGAUUUCAUGACUGGCCGCCUUAUGGCACUGGAGGAAGACAAGAGGACUGGUACAUGGAAAAAACAAGAUGUCUGCAUGGGGGAGCCCAAAACUUGUGCUUUUCCUGGACUCGUUAAUAAAUAUAGUCGCUACAUCAUUUCAUUUGCUGAAGAUGAAGCAGGAGAACUUUAUUUUAUGUCAACAACAUAUGCAACUGCUCAUUCUCCACAAGGAACCAUUUACAAAAUCAUUGAUCCUUCCAGGAGAGCUCCACCAGGGAAAUGUAAAUACAAGCCAAUUCCAGUUAAAGUAAAGAGUAAAACUGUACCUUUUGUUCCUCGAACAAAAACCAUCAUUGAUGUGAAUGAGAUACUUCCCACAAAACCUCCACUGCACAAAGCAAAGUUUAUUUUUCCAGAGCAAAAAGCAAUAUUUCCAACUCCCAUAGUGUCAAAGGUUAAAUUUACACUGCAAACACCUACUAGAAUCCCAUUUUCUACAAAACGACCAUAUGCAAGAACUACUUUUGCUACAGUACACACACCUGCUGAAACAAAUUUCACAACUAGAAGACCACUGAUAGGUAAACCCAGAAAAGGAUCCACAAAGAAAUAUGCAUCAAAAAAACUGUUUCAAAAAUCAGCUGAAGAAAAAACUAUCAGCACUUUAUUUUUACCUCCUGCCAUUCCUAAACUUUUGAAAGUCAAGCCAACUAAAUCCAGUGUAGGACAAUCAUUUAAAUCAACUCAGCAUACCACAGUUAAAGGAAUGCAUGCUAAACAGAAGGAAAAGAAAAAUGUGAAAAUGAUAGCUACAACCAAGAAACCAAAGAUCAAGCAGAACAUUGUGGCAAAACAAAAGAAGUAUGAUAGUUCUAAGCUUUCUCCAAAGAAAACUGAUUUUUCAAAGAUGUCUUCAAAGAAAUUUAGAUCUGAAUCAUCAGAGAAGAAGGAUUUAAAGGCUAGUAAUGCCAAGGGCAUUAUUCAUACAGCUAUAAAUAAAGCCCCAGUGAAAGAAGACAAGAAUGUGAAUAAUAAAACAGGUAUGGAACACAAGAGCAGGCAAGCUAAAAGUCCAGCAGGAAAUAAGAACCCAAAAGAAAGAAAGAAUAUCAGACCUACUAAAAGACCACAGUAAGCUAAAUAUUUCAAUUUAGGCAAUCUAAUGCAAAAUAUCAUCCUAUGUGUACAUUUGGACUCAACAGAUGUGCAGUUUUUCUCAGGAAAUUUGCGUUGUUCUGACUGUACUAGAGAACCAUCUCCAUAGUUUUGUUAUAGCAAGCAGGCUGCUGAAUUCACUACAUAGCUAUAAGGAGUAACCAUAGUUGUGUAAAACUAUUACUUUAUUGUUAAUGUAUUUUAGGUAAAGAAUACCAGAACAGAUGGAAGUACUCAUAUCAUAAAUAAUUUAGGAAAACAUUUGUGUAUAUCUGACUGCAUGACAUGUCUUUCCCAGAUGUACUGAUCUUAGAUUUCUAUGUCUGCAAGCUGGACCUUGCAAGAACAUGCAAAUAUUUGUCAAUUAUGAAUCAUUUUAUGGUCUUCAGUUAAUACAUUUACAGUCAUUACAUUUUUUCAGAAUAUUGUAUCAUUUGCCAUUCAUAAUUUGAAAUUUAGAACAUCAUAUUGUAAUGUUGGUAGUGCCUAUCUUCUGUAAAUGUGCACAGGCUUAGACUUAUGUGCUUCAUGUUAUUAAUUAAAAAUAACGGUGAAGUGUACUGUCGUAUACAAUUUAGUUUUUUUUUUUUCAUUUUUUUAAAUCUUUUAAACAACAUAAGACCA